AACCCACACAAGUCGAGUUCCCACUUCCGACUUUCUAGUCUCCACCUUUGAAGUCCUUCUGCUCCCCCAUAAUCUAUCAGCUAACCAUCCCAAUUGAAAGCAUCAACACCACUUCUUGCGCCCGACCUCUACCUUCAGCUGUUUGACGCCCCCGACGACCCUUUUUCUCGCAUGUCACCAUCGGCCCGCUCCCUCGCCUCGCACGAUCAGCGCUUACGCCUUCCGCUUUCCGCCAUGGGGCCGCGAGUCGCGGGUAUGCCUUCCCUCGCGGCGAGGUUGUUCCUCCUGGCCUGCCUGGCGCUCCUGCUCCCGCUGUCGCACGGUAAGUGGGUGAGCCAUCUGCCAUCUUAUCAAGCGUACGAGCAGCGUCUCUCAUUGGCCGAAAAGUCAACGACCUGGACAAUAACGAAAGAGGUGACCGAUGACUCUGUUGACUCCGUUUACUCCACUGAAGAAGCCGCCUACUCGAACGAGGUGACCCAAGAGUCCUCACGCCAAAGCGCGCCAAGUCGGCCGUCGGCGUCCCCUCUGCUGCGCGGAUCUGCGCUGGUCGCAGCGGCUGCCGCGGAAUCUCUCUCCCGGGGGACUCGAGAGGCGGCUGACGCGCGGCUGGCCAGAGUAGCAACUGCGGCGGAGAGAGAGCGCAAGGCGGAGGGGGGUGAAUGGGACGAGGAGGGGGGGGGACGGAGUGCGAUGUGAGGGAAGGGAUGCGACUGAGAGAGGGCACGCAGGCGCGCCGGCCGCACAUAGCCCGAGUGCUGCAUCGUUUAUCUACACCUUCUGGCAGAAGAGAGGCCAGGAAUAUCCUCGUUACAAGCUAAACAGCAUCAUCCGUGCAAGGUCCUCUCUCGUAGCGGCUUCGUAUGGUGUAGAGCAGCGACCGUGGAGGUGUGGUUGUGCAUUUUUUAGGCGCCUCAAGAAUAGCCGUGGAGGGGUGGUUGGGCAGCAGUAAAAAGCAGCAGACCACCGCCCAGCAAGAGACGCAGACUGUACGCAAAGUAAAUAGCGGCGCUAUGGUAGAACCCGCAGCAGCAACAGCCGAAAGAAUCUUUCCGACAAUAAGGUGUGCCAUAGCAGCAGGUGCUGCCAGCCAGGGCCCCACAUGCUCUCACUAGGGUUGGCAGUUUAGCAGGGGCAGUGUGCAGGCAGCAUGGAAGGGAAGCACGCGUACGGCGCCACUGUGUGUUUUGUUGGUAUGGGUCAAGGCGUAGACUUGAGCCCCGCACUACGACUGCACCAUGAACAUUAUUCUGUUCGGCCAGAUGGCAUGUGUCGUAUUAUCGAACAACCUCCCUCCCCCCCCCCCCAGCAACACAUGGCUCUUAGAGCGUGUUCUUACCAGCCUCUUCCCAAGCAACCUCUUCCCAGACUCGCGUGCUACAGUGUCGCAAAUUUUGACGCGAAAUGUUUCAGUGCGAUUCCGCGAAGUGCGAAGUGAGAUUCAGCUUCCCGAGAUUCAGGGGCGUGUUUUAAAACCUCUUUUCAGACGAGCAGAUUUUCAGACAAGCGCGAAUCUGCUCAUUAAAUUUUCGACGCCAGCUGGUUUUAUGUGGUUGAGAGUGAUGGAACGCAAAUAUGAAACGGGAGUAUUCCGAAAAGUGGUCCUGGGAACACGCUCUCAAGGUCGCGCGUGAGUCUGGGAAGAGGUUGCCUGGGAAGAGG
Molecule: messenger RNA, 1662 nt
Organism: Closterium sp. NIES-67
Lineage: Eukaryota; Viridiplantae; Streptophyta; Zygnematophyceae; Desmidiales; Closteriaceae
Source: the annotation of a GenBank genome assembly